This is a messenger RNA of Anopheles stephensi (Asian malaria mosquito), 9127 nucleotides long. Its product is annotated as cAMP-dependent protein kinase catalytic subunit 1. Gene Ontology annotation, biological process: peptidyl-serine phosphorylation. Gene Ontology annotation, cellular component: nucleus; cAMP-dependent protein kinase complex. The record is from RefSeq and is a predicted model, not a curated record. Bases 2892 to 3953 code for a protein of 353 amino acids. The transcript has 2 exons. Lineage: Eukaryota; Metazoa; Arthropoda; Insecta; Diptera; Culicidae. Gene Ontology annotation, molecular function: ATP binding; cAMP-dependent protein kinase activity.
GCUACCGUACUUUUCAUGCACAGGGAAAAAACUGGGUCUCUACGACACACAUCAUCUCUCGCACGGAUUUUCGUUUCGUGGUGUCGUCGAGUAAAUAAUCUUUUCCGUCGCGGUCCGAUCACAUCACGGGAAAAAAACACAUCUGCCUGCGCAUCGGUGCGGUGUAGAACGGGUAAAAACUGAAGCGGUAAAGCGGACGAGCCAGUCCGAAAGGGACAACAGAGUACAGGCCAUCAAUAAAUACCUCGGGAUCUAUAUGCUAAAAUCCCAGACGAUCGUAAAAGUGUAUCGUAAUCAACAAAAGCGAACUCUCCCUCCCCCCAUCGCUAUAAGUGGGUGCGAACAGUGUCUGUAGUGGCGGGUGCGCAAGGUUAGGCGAGAAAAAAUAGGGCCAGUGGCCACUGUCAGUCGGUGGCGGUGUGAAUGAUGAGAAAAAGUCUGUCCCUUGGUUUGUGAACGGAACGCGCGGAUGCGCUGCAAGGGGAAGAAAGUUCUUAACAUCAUCCUGUACACGGCACGGCAGUUACGAAGAAAUGAAUGUGUGUGUGCGUGUCUGGUGUGAAUUUGUGUGCAAGUGUCCACUGUUUUCUCGAGAAUUGUAAACCAGCAGCAGUCGUCGUGUGCCCCGAGAAGGAGGAUAUUCUAAUCGAUAGCAGGCACCAACAGCAGCAGCAGAGAGCAUAAAUAAGCCAGAGAAAGGGAGAGAGAAAGAGAGAAAGAAAGAAAAAAACAAUAGUGAAAAAAUCCUACCGGAUCUCCCAGUGUCCCAGUGUGUAGAUGUGUGUGUGCGGCGUGUGAAAUUUGUGUACGUGUGCAGCAGUGCAGACAGCAGCAGCAGGUGCGAGCAGAGUGGUACGGAUUUUAGAGCGAGAGAGAGACCGAACACGGUGCUGAUCAAGUGAUUGUUUUUAAUGUUUCUUGUUCUUCUUUCGUUUCGUCCGGAACGGUAACCUUCGUUGACCGUUUUUCCCAUUUUCACCAUUUGACACAUUGGAAGCAAUGUUCUGAGGGCCGAGAUAAUGAUAAUGCUAGGAGUGUUUUAAACUUACAGUGUGUGUGUGUGCGAGUAAAAGAACGGUGCAAGGUGUGCGACGUGCGUCGAGAGUGCGAGAGAGCGAGGACACCGCGACCGAACGAGCAGUGUGCAGUGUGUGCGAGCACACUCAGGUGGAACAUCAGAAGGCCACUUCGAUCGAACGACACACACACACAGUGCUGUCGCCGCUGGUGAGAACGAAACGGCAUCACAUCCGAAAGCGAGAGCGAGUCGAUUUUGCAUCCGUGAGAGAAAAUUCCCGCACUGAGAGGAAAAAUCGUGAACACACAAUAGCGCUUUUUUAUUCCCAGUGAACUGCGCGCGAGAAGGGGUUUUUCUUUUCGCGUGCGUGCCUCCGUGUUUGUGCGCCCGUGUGCCUGUGUCUGUGUGUGUGUGCGCGGGUUCGUGCGUGCGUGCUCUUCUGUGUAUUACCCGUACCAAUCUCACGGGGCGCUUCGGAAAAAUCGCCAUCCGGCCGUACGUAGUCGUCGUCGUCGCGGUUUUGGAGUGACCCCGGGACAGCCAGCAGGGCCGCAAAUGGACGUAACGGUCGGUGAUAAUUGAGGCGGAACAGGCGAUUCCCGUCGUGCGAAAAUAUUACGUGUAAAACAGUGUGUGGUGUGGGGCGCUUUGGAAACAGUGCCGUUGCCGUGGGGUGCGAUUGUGUGUGACUGUGUUUCCGUCUUCUUUUUUUUGUACUGUUUUAAAUUCCAUUCCGCCGUGGAACUGUGAUGUGAAAAAGAGGUGUUAUUACAUCGCAUCGUUUUGCUGCCGCUGACCGGACUACUACUUCUGACGAACGAGCGAAGGUAGUAACUGCCACCACUAACGGUGUACUAUCUGUGUGCACUUCGGAAUCUCAACUGCUGCUGGAUCAGGGAGCGAGAAAAACGCAAGGGCAAACGGCGGGGAAAGAAGGACUUUUUUUCCCAAAAUCGACAGGCAAGCAAUAUACAUCCGGAGGAAGGACACAUCACAAGCGAACGGAAAUCCGUGAAGGCCCCCAGAGCACUGGAGGACUGAGAGAGGACCCCCAUCAUCGCCGAGUUUGAAUCGAUCGAUUAUUGGGAAGAAGUCGUCCUGGUGGGGACCUUGCACUGAGAAGGAUUUGGGUUUUGUGGAACGCCACACGAAGAAGCUGUACGUGUUGGGGACGUCGUCAAACAAUAGAACCCAUCUCUAAUAUCCUGCCUUGACCAUUUACCUAUAUCGCAAUACGUGUGUAAUCAUAUCGUGUGGAAGAAGCUGCCUGCCUGCCUGCCUAGAGCGACACCGAAAAGCGAGCGAGGAGUGAGCGAACAGCAAGCGAAAAAGCGACCAUCCGGAGAUAAAGCGAGAGCGAGAGGGAGCGUGAAAGCUGGAGAGUAAGAAAUUGCUGCUUCAGCAUACACAACACCACACUAGUUGUCAUCAUCCGUUGUGUCAUUUUCAUCUCUAGUGCUGCUGCGACAAACAAAAAAUUGAUCCUGGUGUGCUGCACACUACCGAGUGAGCAGCCAGCUGACAGUCGUCGUCGUACAUCAAGUAUCACCAUCCCUGCCUAUCUCCACCCCACCCCAACACCACCACCACCACCUCAUCAUCGUGCGCGUACAUUGUUGUAAUAAAAGUAAGAAUAUCGAUUAAAUCGCGAAUCCAAGGCGACAGCAGCGAACCCUCGGUACCGCAUAUAUACAUUGCUUCAUUUGUACAUCUAGCGCAACACAGCAACUUAUACAUACAUAUAUAUAGCGAAUACAUUAUAUAUUUAUUAUAUAAUACAAGCAAACAAGCAAGCAAGCGUUCGUUUGUUAUUCGCGCUCGCGUACGUAUUAUACAUACUGCAUACAGCAAGCAAACAUAAUUGAUAGCAACCAUGGGCAAUAACGCGACAUCUGCGAACAAGAAAGUUGAUGCUGCCGAGAGUGUGCGGGAGUUUCUGGACCAAGCGAAGGAAGACUUCGAGGAGAAGUGGAAGCGCAACCCGACGAACACGGCCGCGCUCGAUGACUUCGAGCGGAUCAAGACGCUCGGUACCGGGUCGUUCGGGCGCGUCAUGAUCGUACAGCACAAAUCGACCAAGGACUACUACGCCAUGAAGAUCCUGGACAAACAGAAGGUGGUCAAGCUGAAGCAGGUCGAGCACACGCUGAACGAGAAGCGCAUCCUGCAGGCGAUCUCGUUCCCCUUCCUGGUCAGCCUCAAGUUCCACUUCAAGGACAACUCCAACCUGUACAUGGUGCUGGAGUACGUGCCCGGUGGCGAAAUGUUUUCACACCUGCGGAAGGUGGGCCGCUUCUCGGAGCCCCACUCGCGCUUCUACGCCGCCCAGAUUGUGCUGGCGUUCGAGUAUCUCCACUAUCUCGAUCUGAUCUACCGUGAUCUGAAGCCGGAAAAUUUGCUGAUCGAUUCGCAGGGCUACCUGAAGGUGACCGAUUUCGGCUUCGCCAAGCGGGUCAAGGGCCGAACCUGGACGUUGUGCGGUACGCCCGAGUAUCUCGCGCCUGAAAUCAUUCUCAGCAAGGGGUACAACAAGGCGGUCGACUGGUGGGCGCUCGGUGUGCUGGUGUACGAGAUGGCGGCCGGGUAUCCACCGUUCUUUGCCGACCAGCCGAUCCAGAUCUACGAGAAGAUCGUGAGCGGCAAGGUGCGCUUCCCGUCGCACUUCGGCUCGGAGCUGAAGGAUCUGCUGCGCAACCUGCUGCAGGUCGAUCUGACCAAGCGCUACGGCAACCUGAAGGCGGGCGUGAACGACAUCAAGGGGCACCGAUGGUUCGCCUCGACCGACUGGAUCGCGGUGUUCCAGAAGCGCAUCGAGGCGCCGUUCAUACCACGCUGCAAGGGUCCAGGCGACACGAGCAACUUCGACGACUACGAGGAGGAAACGUUGCGCAUCUCCAGCACCGAAAAGUGCGCGAAGGAGUUUGCCGAGUUCUAAGCUUUGGGCGGAUCUGUAUACACAUGUACACGUGUGGGACGUUAUCAUCAGGACUCUACUGCUGCUGCUACCACUACUACUGUUACUACUUCUUAUUAGUGCUAAUACUACCACUACACUACUACAUCAUCAACAUCACCACCGCCACCACCACCACCACGACCAGGCGCCUCCAUUCAUGUGUGCGAUUGGAAUGUAAAAGGCAAGAGGCAGUGCGAGGUACGGAAGGAAGAUCUGUGUUAUCCAAUUGGCCGGUAGCUUCACAUUCACAACCUCGGUGGAGAGCAUCUACGGAUACGCAUAGUUGAUCUAACCUCUUCUGUCAGUCUGUUUUCCGAUCCUGCCUACUAGACUGCACACAAUGAUACUUCCAUCAUGAAAUUCAUCGACCCAUGCGCCAUCUGGUGAUUGUUAGUAAAUCACCGUUCGUUGCUAGCAUAGUGCAGUGGAUCCUUGAUCAUCAUCCUUCACUACUACCGGCACCAAUCAAAUACGCUGCGAUCUCAUGUGUGGGUGUGUGUGUGCGUGUGUGUAGUAAGAGGACAUCAUCCUUCCCGACCUCGCCAUAAGGUGGUAGCAGCAGUACAUAGUCAUCAAUGGAGCGCCAUCUGACAGCUGGGGAGUGUAGCGUGACGCGCUUGGAGCUUGAUUGCUUGCCCAUCCUAAGGGCGGCAAGGAUUCAUCUGGGAAGAACUCAAACGGACGGCACACAGAUCCCGAAAUGUGAUCGUUUAUCCAGUGUACGUGUGCGUGUGUGUGUGUGCGAGAGAGAGAGGAACUAAGAUGAGUCUACUAUCAAUCACAUUUGUCAUGCAUACCUAGUCUCCUUGCUGCCUGCCCUAACUUCGCUAAUUCCCCCCUUCCUACACAAACACUCACCCGUACAUAAAGGCACGCACACGCAUCGGUACGGGUUUAAAAAUGGUGUGCGCGUUGAGGGAAAUCAGGAGCAGAAAAAGGAAAGAGCGCUCAAGCUGUCUUGCUCGCACGACGCUGUUGAUGAUAUGAGGCAAGAUUUAAUGAAAAAAAGAUGAUAAUUUGAUACACAGCAAUGUAGGAAGGACGUAUGCGGUAGGAGGCGCGUAGAGAUAGCAGCAGGUCCCCUAAAUUAAAUCAUUGCCAGCACCUCCCACACGGCCCCUUCUUUCCUUCUUGGCACAUACACUGGAACUCCUAGACCGCCCGCCUGAUCAGCAGCAAGCAGUACGCGCGACAAUUCUAAAGCAAAUGUUAACCGACUUUGCAGCAAUAUAUCAUCGCCCCGAUGAAGCCAGGCGACGUAUGUGUGUGUGCGUGUGUGUAUGUGUGUACACGUGCUAACUAGAUCGUUGCGGAAUAGCUAAGUAAAAUGUUUAUGUUGUUUGUACGUGUGCGAGCACCGGCGAUCAUCAUGUGUGCGGCGGCGGGUAUGUGGCGUUUGUGUACGUGUGCGUUUGUGUACGUGUGCGUUUGUGUACGUGUGCGUUUGUUAACAUUGAUAUCAGGCAUCAAGGGGCACUAGGAACUAGUAGCAGAGUAGGAACCACUUCCCCCUUUUUAGCACUUGUGCCAGGAAUUUGAAUGAUGGGGAAUGAUGAUUAGUUUUGAGUUUUCUACUGAAGGUACGCAAAGAGAGCAACUGCGACUGCCGAGAUUGAGACCUAGCAAUAAUUGGGGGAAGGCAGGCAAAGGAAAUCACACACACGCGCGCACACAGAUCAGCGGGAACAUUCCAUACGUGCGAGGCAAACGUGGAAGGAAGCGUUUCAUUUUCGAUAUUUAUUUCAAUUAGUCAAUCGGCGGGCACCCCCUUCCUCCGUACUACAUACCUGGCCCUGAUUACCAGUGCCACAUCAACAUCGGGUAAAGACUAUUAGUAUACACACAUGUCCACACGUAAACACCACCACACUCCCAACAAGAAAAAAGAAAACACAUCCAGUGUGCUCCAGCAAUACGUCUCCUGGACGCCGAUGGAAGUUUAGAUAAUCUUAUAUUGCGAACUGAUUAAAAAGCCGCCAGUGCAAACGGGGCUACCGCGGCGGCGGUGGCAGCGGCAGCAAGGAUAAUAGAAGGAAAGAGGAGCGAGAGCGGUUUUUGGGCAAAAACAUGAUUGCCACAUUAGGAAAACAAAAUGGGAACUGAUGAGAGAGAGCGAAGCGGUAAAAUGGAAUGGAAAAUUAGUAUUUAUAAAAGGAAGCAGCAUCAUUUUACCCUAGGAUGACCAAUGAUCGAUGAUAAACCGAUGAGAUAUAUGAUGGCAUAUUGCAUAAAAGAGUGCGUCGGCUAGAUGCAGCCGAGACGAUAUGUGGUUGUUUUGUUUUGCUUUUCGGUUAUGUUUUAAUUUCAAUUUUUGCGAUAACGGUGCGAAUGCGCGCUGCGAGACAAGCAAUGGAUUAGUAGCAAAGGACUCCACUCACAUAUAGAUAAAACACAUGCUCUGCGCCACGCCACGGCAAACGGCAACACAAUCUACAAUCUCAUUACACAAACCGCACCGAAAAACACGAACAGACACACAUACACACACACACACACACACACACGAUCCCACAUGCAUCCAUUACGCGAAAGAUUAUGUAGCGCCCUCUAGAGUGUACACACCAAAUAAUGUAAACGCAAGCAGAUAGUAAUAUUUUACAAAAGCAAAAAAAGGAAAACACAAAACGGAUUGUCACAUGAUAGUAUAGCGUCGUAAGGGCACGCGUGCAGCUAGAAUGCAGAAGCUAAGGGUAGAGACCGAAUCCGCCUUGAAGCGGAUGCGGGUGUCGGGCGGUCUCUUGAGAGUCGUCGUCGUCGUCGUCGUAGCGAUUUUGAGGUUUUCGGUGGGUGAAACGGAGUCAGUCAUUUUAAACUACCGUUGCUACGAUUUGGACGCAUCACCAAGACGACCACCACGCCAGAUUGGAUUGCCAUACACAGCUGGAUGAAGCAGAGGAAGCGGAAUGGGCCGGACACGAUCGGAGCAACAACAAAAAAAAGAGGACCGGAACGACGAGGCGGACACGAUGAUAGUUACACGAAACCUAGGACACAUUUUUGAAAUCAGACUCAAAGCUCUUCCGACUGACGUGUGGAUGGAUCAGUAAAACCACACCGGAGUGAUAGCUGUAUUAGCGACAGAGAGAGAGAGAGAGAGAGGCGUGUUUUUAGUUCGAGACGAACGAAUUGCACCUGCAACUAUCACCCGCCCGUAAAUCCCGGAUAUGGCUGGGCCCACCACACUCCCACACUCCGGAUAAUGGCCACUUGCUCCCUACCACCCCCCUGGGUAUCGUACAACCCCGUUCCUGGAUUCCCGGAAAAGCUUGCUUUUUUACACCCCGUGCAAUGAGAGAGAGAGAGAGAUAGGAGACAAAACAAAAGCAUGAAUGAAAAAUUUAGGAAAUAAAAAGUAACACACACACACACACACACACGCCACAAGUCUCAAGCAGAAGCCUUAGUUAAGUGUAACACACAUUAUAACUGAAGUACUAAUAUUCACGGUUUUGUUUUGCUGUCCGCUGCAAGCUAAAAGACCUGAUGAAAAUAUCAAACAAAUAGGAGCGCAGCAAUAUAAGAAGGCGGGGAGGAGGGGAGUGAGACAGAUUGUGGUCGUACAGCAGCUAAUAACAAUUAAGCCCCCAAAGCUCUAGCCCCCAGUCCCAAACCGUAGGUGUUUUUGAUAGACCAUUCUCGGCGAAGGAAGGAAAUCAAAUCCCUUCAGCGCAUGAAAAAAAACCCGGCAAACCUAUUCCGAAAUCGGAACGUUCGUACACACCACGCUACUGGUGACGAUGUUGACGAAACGGGAGCAAGGCGGACAACAGCAGUCACAAAAUAUUAAUUAAUCGAGAAUAUGUAUUUUAUGCUAUUGAUUUGCAACAAUGAGUAAUGAAUUGAAUCGUGUUUGUCUCUGCGUGUGUGUGUGUGCGUGUGAAUUGUGUUUGUCAUGGCACUGUAUCGCCCUCCGCCCCCCCCGGUAUUAAGAAAACGUCUUUUGUUGUUGUGUACGCGAUGUUCCUUUCGGUGAAUGCGUUCUUCUUCGUGUUGGGGUGCGCAAUCAUAGGUGAAAAUUUGUAAAACCACCAUCUCUUCCCACGAGCAAGUCAGGGAGGAAAACACACAAACACACCCACUAAGUAUAGGAAAACUGUUACUCUGUAAGCUCCACUACCUGGCAGGAAUGGCAAAGUAAGGUGUAAAACGCGCUCUUACAGCAUACAGCAAGCGCCCGAAACCACCUGGCAAAGGAAUGCCCGUAGUGAAUGCGAGCGCUUUUUUUUGGUGUACGAGCAAACAAAAACCCACAUUGAUGGUAAAUGAAGAAGUAAACCAACCCCCCCGUUCAGCUUUAUCGUAAAUUAUUUUAGAAGUAAUAUUUUUAAACACCACAAACCAAGCAAAUAAAUGAUUACGAUCAGACCAGAGUUGGGCAAAGGCGCAGCAAAAGAAAGCACAUGCCGCCAAUCGAGGAUGGAAGAAACCCCCUUGGGCCGGGAUUGGUUGGGUAGGAAAAACAAAUCGGAACCAGAUCAAAUCAGAGCAAACAAAACAGGUAUAGAAAUACACAACAAAAACACACACACACACACAGACACAUAUACGUACACAGAAGAAGAAGAAGAAAAAAACACAACCCUAUGCUUGCAAAAUGGCUUGCAAUCAUUCGUUUCGGUAUAUCCCAAAAGAAUAAUUUUAGCGUGGUUGUAAACUACUUUGGCUGUAUAUAUUACUUUAAAACGAUGAAUGAACGUGUUUAAAUCUAAUGACAUAUUAUCUAAAUAUAUAAAUAUAUACAUACAUAAUCUAAUAAUGUAUUGGAUGUAGUUUGUGAUACAGAAACAAAAAAACAAAAAUUACAAGAAGAAGAAAAAUGCCCAUGGCAACUCGGGACGGGGACAAACAAAAAAAAAAAGGUAUAAAAACAAAAUAAACAAGUAAAUGAUGAUGAUGAUGGUAAUGCGAGCGAGCCGUGCCGCGUGCGUGCAAGCAGAUAGAAGUCGAAGAAGUAUAAAAUGAAACAACAAAAAACGAGAAAACAAACAAACAAAAAUCGAUUAAACAAAAAACAGCAACAAAACACACACACAUACACACAGGAGAAGAAUGAAACAAAAAAAAACAAAUCCUUUUUUAUAAAUAUCAACAAUCUGUUUGCGAUAGUUGUGGCUGAUUUAAUUUAUGAAUAAAAUUAAUCAUUGGUGAAAAUU